AUGUCUUCGACCAAUCCAAUUCCAAACCUUGAAGCAGGUAUUCAAUACUGGGCCACUCAGCCCGCAAACUACGACGGCGUGCUUGGUGGAUUUGGAACGGGGUCACUUCCUCGUGUCGAUUCUCUUGGAUCACGUCGUUUCCUCCUCGACCUCCUUCCUGAAUUAUCCACAGUCCCAUCACCGUUUCGCAAUCUCUCCGCCCCUCCAUCCGAAACUAAGCGUGUGAGAGCUCUUGACGUUGGUGCAGGUGUCGGGCGUGUCACAUCAGACGUCCUCCUUCAUCUUGUCUCGGAUGUUGUCCUGCUUGAGCCUGUAGAGCCUUUCAUCAACGAAGCCCGAUCACGUGGAAAAGCCAGCGAAUCCGGUUUAGAAAUCAACGACAGCGGAUAUAGGAUUUCAUGGAAGGGUAUCGCUGAUCGAUCGAAGAGUGUCACAUUCUUGCAAGGUGCCUUGCAAUCUUUUGACCCGGUCGUACCAGGGACACCUCUGGAUCGUGUCGGUUAUCUGCCGCAAGGUGGUGAUGACGAAACGGAAACGGGAUUCGAUGUGAUAUGGUGCCAAUGGUGCCUCGGUCACUUGAGAGAUGAUGAUCUUGUGCAGUUCCUUCAGAGGAGCAAGAAGGCUCUACGUGAUGCGAGGAGUCUCAUCGUAGUGAAGGAGAAUAUAUGCGGCAAGCAAAAUGAGCCGGUGACUGUUUUUGACGAGCAAGACUCUACCUUCACUCGGUCAGAUCUCGCAUUCAGAAAUAUUUUCCGGGAUGCUGGUCUCAAAAUCAUUGAAGAGAAAAUUCAACACGGGCUUCCCAAAGGACUAUACCCUGUGAAAAUGUACGCACUACGGGAGGCAUGA
Messenger RNA from Suillus plorans, 849 nucleotides. Its product is annotated as alpha-N-methyltransferase NTM1. The coding region runs from base 1 to 849 and encodes 282 amino acids. The transcript is spliced from 5 exons. Gene Ontology annotation, molecular function: N-terminal protein N-methyltransferase activity. Lineage: Eukaryota; Fungi; Basidiomycota; Agaricomycetes; Boletales; Suillaceae. Gene Ontology annotation, cellular component: cytoplasm. Gene Ontology annotation, biological process: N-terminal protein amino acid methylation. The record is from RefSeq and is a predicted model, not a curated record.